Molecule: messenger RNA, 4413 nt
Organism: Ornithorhynchus anatinus (platypus)
Lineage: Eukaryota; Metazoa; Chordata; Mammalia; Monotremata; Ornithorhynchidae
Gene: PSD
Product: pleckstrin and Sec7 domain containing
Exons: 18
Coding region: 777-4076 (1099 amino acids)
Biological process (GO): regulation of ARF protein signal transduction
Molecular function (GO): protein binding; phospholipid binding; guanyl-nucleotide exchange factor activity
Source: RefSeq, a predicted model, not a curated record
GAACCCCUUAGGUCCCCCUGCUCUCUGAACCCCAUUUCCUGCCCCUGACCCCUCCCCCAGAACCACCUCGGUCCCCCUUCUCUUGCCCCAAGCAAGAGGUCUGUGCCCCCUGCCCCUCCACACUGACAAGGCAGAGAGGCCACCCCAGUUCCCAUCUCCAGCUCCGAGUUGUGGGCAACACCACCCUCUAAGGCAGCCGGGAGUCCCAGAGCAGGGGGUCCCUUGCGGAUUUGGGGGAAGGGGGGAGGAGGCAGGAGCGCAGGCCACUUCAGUUUCACAGCCCCCCGCUCCUCUGGGCUGGGCAGAGACGAAGAUGCCCCUCCAAACUGCCCGCUCUUACCUCGGCUUCCACCUCGGGCGGUUGGGAAGUUCCUGAUGUCUAACCCUCAUCCCUUCUGCUGCAUUCCAGCCAAUCUCCUGGGAAAGAGCGGCUCUCCGGUUUCCAUGGGUACCAACGGAGCACCCGAGAUCCACAUGAUGCCCAAAAUAGCAGCCCCGCCCUGACGGAUGUAGGACCCUCCUCCCCGCCCCCCUCCGCCGAGCCUCUCUCUCAAGGGGACGAAGGCCAGGUUGGGCCCUGGCCGCCCGAGGCCCCCGCCCUCCCUCCCGAGCCCCGGACUCGGCUUCUCCUUUGCCUCUCUGACGACUCCAGGGACCCCGAGCCUCUAGUCCUCUAUUUCGCCCGCAGACGGCCCACGUGAAGAGCAUGCCAGCCCAGUGGCCUUGACUUCGUCCUCCCGCUCCCCCGUGGCCUGUGCCCACCUUGUGCCCCCAGCAUGGCUCAAGGGGCUCUGCGCUUCCGCUCGGAAGGCGACUGUGCCAUCUCCCCCCCGCGCUGCCCCCGGCGCUGGCUGGCCGGUGGCCCGGUGCCCCAGAGUCCCCCGCAGGGCUUCGCGCGGGGCCCGGGGGCGGGACGGGCCCCGAGCCCCGACGGGCGCCGGGCCCAGCUGGGCAUGUACGGGAGCACGGGGUCCCUGGUGCGCCAGCUUGGGGAGCCGGGGCCCUUCGGGCGGGACGCGGGGCGGGUGACGGCCCCCUGCACCCCGCUGCGGGGCCAGCCUGCUCCUCGGGGGCGCCCCUCGCCCCCCGUCACCCCCUCGCCCCCCGCCGCCUCCGCCGCGGGGCCCCGCUCCGUGGUGACCUUUCGCUUCGUGGAGAAGGCCAGCGUCAGGACGGCCAACGGGCUGCCCGAGGGCGGGGGGCAGCGGGGCGGGGGUCUGAGCCGCAGCCUGGACCUGGGGGGCCCCCCGGCUUCCCCGCCCCAGCGCCCGGCCGGGCAGUCCACCCCCACCCCCGCCGGGGCCUUGGGGCGCAAGCUGAGACUGGAGGCCUGCGCCUCUGACCCUUUCCCGGCUGGGGGCAACUCCCUGCCGGGCCCCGCCCGCCGCCCCAGGCCCCCCAGCCCGCCGCCCAAUGGAGAGAGCCUCUUCUCGUCUCUCCCCAACGGGCUGGCCGGCCCCACCGAUGACCUGGUGGCUUUGCUGAGACAUCCUGGGGCCACGGAGCCCCCAUAUCAGGGAGACUCCCGGUUCUCUCCCCGGGAGGCCUCUGCCCAUGCCCAACGCAUUGCCCGAGCCAAGUGGGAAUUCUUCUACGGCUCGCUGGACCCUCCCAGCUCAGGCUCCCGGCCCCCCAGCUCCCCUUCCCCGCCCCCAGGACGGAAGCGGCCGGCGGAGGUGGGAGGCUGGGGUGGGGGAGGGCCGGGCCGAGGGCAGCCGGUGGCCAAGUACUCGGAGACCGACCUGGACACUGUGCCACUGCGCUGCUACCGAGAGACCGACAUUGAUGAGAUCCUGGCUGAGCGGGAGGAGGCUGACUCUGCUAUUGAGAGCCAGCGGGACAGCGAGAGCCAGCCCAGCUCCGGGGUUCGGGUCGGGGGCUCCCCACCACGGGCAAGGCCCGCCCCCGCCCACGCCCCGGCCCAUGUCCCCACGCCCCGCCCCAGCAGUCUUGGCAGUGCCAGUGAGGACGACGAGGAGGACGAGGAGGAGGAGGGGGAAGAUGAGGUGUUUGAAGCCUCUGAGGUGGAGGAAAGGGCCAGGCCAAUGGUCCCCCUCUGUGGCCCUCUCAAGUCUCCUGGGCCCUUCCUGCCAGGCAGCAGCCCCUCCCCAGAGGGCACCGAUUCCUUCAGUCACCACUUUGAGAGCAUUAUGGAGUCGCACCGAGCCAAGGGCACCUCCUAUACCAGCCUGGACUCCCUGGAGGGUUUGGGCUCCCCUGUCCCCACCCAGAGUCCCUAUUUCACCUUUGAACUGCCUGCACCUGUUCCCACCCCCUGGCCUGCCCCUGCCCCCUGCCUCACCCCCACCCCCAGGCCUGCUUCCCCUGCUGCUCCUCUUGCCCCUCUGGAGCUGGACUCAGGGGCCAGCUCUGCGGCUGAUGCCCCCUGGACCGAACAAGAGGAAGAGGAGAAGGUGGCGGAGGAGGAAGAGGAAGAGGAGGAUGAGGGAGGGGAAAAGGUGGGGCUCUCCAUGGGGGAGCCAACGAGCCCCUGCCACUCCGAGGACAGCUUUGGGCUGCCAGUGCCCCCUGAGAGCAGCACCCACCCCCCGGGCCAGCUGGUGUCCGACUCGGAUUCGGAGCUGGACAGCACGGAACAGCUAGCCCUCGGCAGCACGGACACGCUGUCCAACGGGCACAAGGCCGACUUGGAGGCUGCCAAGCGGCUGGCCAAACGCCUCUACAACCUGGAUGGCUUCAAGAAGGCAGAUGUGGCCAGGCACCUGGGGAAGAACAACGACUUCAGCAAGCUGGUAGCCGGAGAGUACCUCAAGUUUUUUGUCUUCACGGGCAUGAGCCUGGACCAGGCUCUCAGGACCUUCCUGAAGGAGCUGGCACUGAUGGGGGAGACCCAGGAACGGGAGCGGGUGCUGGCUCAUUUCUCCCAACGCUUCUUUCAGUGCAACCCCAGCAGCACCCUGUCUUCAGAAGAUGGAACCCACACAUUGACCUGUGCCCUAAUGCUGCUCAACACCGACUUGCAUGGCCACAACAUCGGGAAGCGCAUGACUUGUGCUGACUUCAUUGGGAACCUAGAGGGACUCAACGGGGGCAGUGAUUUCCCACGGGAACUGCUCAAGGCUCUCUACAGUUCCAUCAAGAAUGAGAAGCUGCAGUGGGCCAUUGACGAGGAAGAGCUGCGGCGCUCGCUGUCUGAGCUGGCCGACCCCAACCCCAAAGGCAUCAAGCGGAUGAGCAGCUGCUCCAACCCCUUCCUGGACUUCUCCCCCGAGCCUGGCUCCUGCACGUACAAGCAUGGCCCGCUCGUGCGCAAGGUGCAUGCCGACCCCGACUGCAAGAAGACACCGAGGGGCAAGCGGGGUUGGAAGGCUUUCCACGCUGUCCUGAAGGGGAUGAUCCUCUACUUGCAGAAGGAAGCCUAUGAGCCAGGGAAGGGGCUGGCAGAGGAGGAGCUGAAGAACGCCGUCAGCCUCCACCAUGCCCUGGCCACGCGGGCCAGCGACUACAGCAAGAGGCCCAACGUCUUCUACCUGCGUACGGCCGACUGGCGCAUCUUCCUCUUCCAGGCGCCGAGCCCGGAACAGAUGCAAUCCUGGAUCACCCGCAUCAACGUGGUGGCGGCCAUGUUCUCCGCACCCCCUUUCCCCGCAGCCGUCAGCUCCCAGAAGAAGUUCAGCCGCCCCCUCCUGCCCAGCUCCACCACUCGCCUCUCCCAGGAGGAGCAGGUGCGCACCCACGAAUCCAAGCUGAGGGCUGUGGCUUCCGAGCUGCAGGAGCACCGGGCUGCCCUGCCUGACAAGAAGGGCAAGGGCAAAGACAGCGAGGAGCAGCGGCAGAAAGAAGCCUACUUGGAGUUUGAGAAGUCCCGCUACGGCACCUACGCGGCCUUGCUACGAGCCAAGCUCAAGGCGGGCACGGAGGAGCUAGAAGCGGUGGAGGCCGCCCUGUGCCAGGCAGCGGGCAGGGUAGGCGAAGAGGGGCUCCGGCCCGGGGCCGCGGCCCCGACCAAGCCUCAGCGCCACGGCUCGGAGCGCCACAGCGCGGAGCACCGGGGCGGGGAGCACCGGAGCGGGGAGCACCGGGGCAGUGGCGGCAGCGGGCGCCAGAAGCCCUGAGUAGGUUGGGGCCGGGUCACUCACUGAAUGCCCCCCGGUCAGGCACCCGGCGGUCCCCGGGGGUCGUGGAGUCGGCCGAGCCUGCCACCGACAGGAGGCGGCGGGCGCAGAAGCCAGUGUGGAGGGGCGCCAUCCGCAAGCCAUGGGCCUGACCGCGCCGGACGCGGGGUCCCCGAGGCCAGAGUCAGGGGGGAGAGGGGUGUCAGGGCUCCGGGGCCGGGGGAGGGGGAGCCAAACUCCCACCCUGGCCUGGGCAUCUUCCCCCAGAAACCAUUUUGUGAUACCGUUUUGCACUUUUUCGUACGGGGUGGGUGCUGGGGGUGGGGAGGGGACUUUU